Linum tenue is the source of this 1497-nucleotide messenger RNA. NCBI's taxonomy places the organism in Eukaryota, Viridiplantae, Streptophyta, Magnoliopsida, Malpighiales, Linaceae. The record is from the annotation of a GenBank genome assembly.
UAUCACUGCAACCACAUUACUGUGAUUUCCAGAGCAGUCUCCUUUGUUGGCGAAACGCCGGGGCAGCUAUCAGCUAUGGCGAACUCAGAGGAGCUUGAUCCCAACUUCCCUCCAGGCCUUCACUUGGUCUCCGCCUUCCUCGCCAUGGAGCCUUCCGACUCGUUAAUCUCCAUUGCAAGGGCGUGCGGCGGAGGGAUAGUUUCAGAGAAUGUCCAGAAGUUUAUAUGGGAUCACUGCAUAAACCAAGCUGCUGCCAUAGGUUAUGCCCCUUACUUGAAGAAUUUUGUGAAGAAGCUUAUUUUUGAAGUAGAGUCAACUCACGGGUGUGUGUUGGACGAACUAUACGAGCAUUAUGGUUAUUACAUGACCUCAUUGAAGUCUGGCUCAAUGUCUAGUUCAUGGUCUGUGCGUGUAUUGUGGAUAGGUUCUCUUGAACUUUCAAGUUGUCCCAAAUCGAGAAAGUUGGUGGUUCCUCUCAAUUGCUCCCUUAACAUGCUUGAAGGGGAUACCGGGUGUUCUGUUUGGCCUUCAAGUCUGUAUUUGUCCGAGUUUAUACUUUCUUUCCCAGAUAGAUUCUCCAAUAAAACCUGCUUUGAGGUUGGUUCUGGCGUUGGCUUGGUUGGAGUUUGUCUUUCUCAUGUCAAAGCUUCGAAGGUUGUAUUAUCUGAUGGUGAUCUGUCAACUUUGGCUAAUACGAAGCUUAAUUUGGGAUUAAACCGUAUAAGCACCAGAAUGGAUGUGCAAGAGAAAUGUGGUGCGGCAAGACCAUGCAGAGAGCAGGUUCUAAGCUCCAUGGAAACCGAUGAGGAAAAGGUUGUAAAAGAUGUAAUCUUCGGUCCGGGAAGAAAGAGGUACACAUUCUGUAAGUUAGAAAUACUUGCCAAGGAAGCCAACUCAAAACAACAUUCAAAUAUGGAUUUUUGGCUAAGGCAUGGUACCGUUGUUGGUAGCCUACUUUCUCGAGGGGAAGCCUGGAAGCACAGUUUCAAGCCUCGACAAGAUGGAAGCUCAAUGCUGGGAAAAUGGCAGGAAUUGUCCAAGUGUCAAACAGUGAGCAGCAUAGCUACUUUGGAGCUUCACUCUGGGAAGAUGGUGCUGAAUCGAGAGAGAAGCUUCAGGCCACAUGAAACUACGUAUUUCCUAGUACAGAAGCAAGGAGUUAGGUGAUCGAGUUCAUACCAAAAAGACCUCCAUCGAAUAGCUCAAAGAUGGUAUGGAGGCAAGUUGGAGGACUUGGGCAGGAAGGCAGAGUUGGAGUACUUGUUGUAUUCGGAUUGGCCUGUUCUUUUUAGUUUCCUUGUUGGUUUAAGUUUAAGUUUCGUUUUAGGUUUAUUUGGAUUGAACUUAAACCUCACGUAAGGUCUGUAAGACAGUAAGAGGCAGUUGAUGAUUGAGUUAAGAUUAAACCCAAAAAACUAAGUGUCGUGCUUGUUUUUGGUUGAGGGCUUGGCCGAGAAACCCAAGCUCGAAUUGAGCUCUUGUAUCGAUCAAAACCGC